AACGAUCUCAUCUUGCAUUCUCCGGGGAAAUGGAAACGCCUAGAGAGCGCUAAAUUACGCGCAAGAUGCGCAGUGCGCACCCCCCUUCUCAAGCUAAGAGUUGGACAGAUAAACUAGUUGCUUCGUAUAAAUUAUAAUUCAUUACCGCUCUUUACUCCUUUCGCUCUCUCCCACUAUUGUGGUUUUUCGGGUUGGGUCAUUCUUUUCUGGAAAGUUUGAUUCCAGUGAGAAAAUUGUUUUCCCUGGAAUACAAACACUCGCUAAUCUCCGAUGCGCAUCGUUUCCUGCCUCGGUUUUACUUUAAUUUGAUGAAGAUCGUUGAUAUAUGCAGCCCUCUGCGUUUUCCUUGGGAUCGACCAAUGGAUCGCUGCUUCCGGAUUUUUCCCUGUCUCGCCGAUCCCGGUCGAAGGUCUUCCUUGUGCUUGAAGUUCGCCCUAGUGACAAUCCAUCUGGUUUAUGCCGGUGUUCUAUUCUUAUUUGAUGGAGAUUUGAUAGAAAAGACUAAGAAAGAACCGUGGUACACUGCUGUAUAUUUGCUGAUGUACAUUGUUACUUUAAUACAAUACUUUGUUACCUCUAUUUCCUCUCCAGGUUAUGUCCUUGAUGCAAUGAGGGCUGUUAAUGAGAGAAAUGUAGUGUACAGAAAGACAUCAGAAACAUCAAAUCAACCAGCUUCGAGCAGAAAUGGUAGCUUCAUUGUUGCCAUGGAAGGAAAUCAGACGGGAAGAAAUAUUUCAGGAAAUAAUGCAACAUCGUGGACAAAGUUGGUGGCAUCCUUGUAUCCUUCUGGAACAUUAGCCAGAACAUAUACAUGCGCCUACUGCAAUGUGGAGCAGCCUCCACGGACAAAGCAUUGUCAUGAUUGUGACAAGUGUGUUCUUCAGUUUGAUCAUCAUUGUGUUUGGCUUGGUAACUGCAUUGGCCAGGGUAAUCAUUGUCAAUUUUGGUGGUACCUUUGUGAAGAGACAGCACUGUCCCUCUGGACUGGCGUCUUGUAUAUUUCAUACUUGAAGGCACACAUUACAAGGGUUUGGUGGCAGGAUGCGAUCAUAAUACUACUCUUGAUCGCUCUAUCAAUUUGUCUUAUCUUUCUGCUUCUCCUACUGUUAUUUCAUAGUUAUCUUAUUCUGACAAAUCAGACUACCUAUGAACUUGUAAGGAGAAGACGGAUUAAUUAUCUAAGGGCGAUUCCAGAAAGAGUGCAUCCAUUUAGUAAAGGAGUUUGUAGAAAUUUAUACAACUUCUGCUGUGCAAGGAGCAGCGUAUACAGUAUGGAACCACUACCUACCCCUCAACAGAUAGAGGAAAAUUCAAGGCCGUACACAUGCUUGGAUACUGUAACUUGUCGAUGUUGCUGAUGGUUUUUGUACAAGAGUUUUCCUCCAACAGUUUGUGAGAACACUGAAGUAUGAUAAUGCUGCCGUUUGCUUAGAUGGGUAGAUGUAAACUUUAGGCUAUUUGCUAUUAUGAUUUUUGUUAUUCAUUCUUUGCUAAAUUUUGGAGGUUGAUGUUUCUAGCUUCAUGUACAGUUGCAGUGCUAGUGUGUUCUUUUGCCUUUAUACUUUAUUAGUUUGUAGACCUGGGUAUCUGGCUAUUAUCAAACUGACUCUCCUCAUGGAACACAAGCGUCAAUAGAGUAUUUAAGUUUGCGCGCAGUGGCGGCGCAUCGUUAAUGUCAUGGGAGGCGUUGGCUUCCUUAACAUUUGUUAAUAUUAUUUUACCCCCACGUACAUAUUUUCAACGUAUCUAGCUGCGGCCCUGGUUGUGCGCACUUGAUGUGGCAGCCUUUGCAUUCUUGCUUAUGUUAUAUCUAUGAAGUGUUCAAGUAGUCGAGUGGUCAACACGCUCAUGGAAGGCAUGUAUUGGAAUAUCACGAGUUUCUGUGUUUCCGUACCUCAAAAAGAGAAUAGCAAUUGCUACUAUUUGAUCGUAGAAUUCGGUUUAGGUCUUCCUGGAACGAUAGCACUCAUCAUACUGUUAAUUUUGCCUUGAAAGAAGGGGAAAAAAAUAGUGAAAAUAGUUACCUAGCUGGUCUCGUAGCGUUAAACUGUGUUUGUUAAAUGUCUGUUAUAUUUCAGCAUUUUUUUACGUUCUUUCUGUUAUUGGGAAACUAAUUAAGCUGACUUUUCUUUCCGUUGC
Molecule: messenger RNA, 2139 nt
Organism: Gastrolobium bilobum
Lineage: Eukaryota; Viridiplantae; Streptophyta; Magnoliopsida; Fabales; Fabaceae
Product: protein S-acyltransferase 10
Exons: 11
Coding region: 309-1358 (349 amino acids)
Biological process (GO): protein targeting to membrane; peptidyl-L-cysteine S-palmitoylation
Cellular component (GO): Golgi apparatus; endoplasmic reticulum
Molecular function (GO): protein-cysteine S-palmitoyltransferase activity
Source: RefSeq, a predicted model, not a curated record